AUUAUCAACGAAAUAUGCGAGAUAUAGGAGAACAUUAUCAAAAUAUAGCGGAUCGUGCAUUGAGUAUACCACCGAAUACUUCUGAACUCGUUAAAUUAAAAGAAUUCAUAUAUAUUGCCGAAACCGAAACGAUUUUUAUCCUUGAAAGACAGUUGAAGGAUUUAAUAAAAUAUAUUAUCUUUAUAUCAGAUUAUUGGGUUCUUACGCCAGUUGAAUUAAAGACAAACAACUUUGCUUUCCAAUGGUAUCACAAGAUAUCUUCUAUUUUCGAACAACAUCGUGAGAUAAUAGCAAGCAAAACUGGAGAGUAUCAGAAAAUGUUGAAAGAUAGAAUAGAAAAAUUCGAAAAAGAUUUGGAAAUUUACUCUAAGUAUUGCAACGAGUUGCAAUAUUGGGGCAAUAUCGAUGAAAUCUAUCGUUAUCAGAAAAAGGCUAAAAGUUUGGAAAAUAAAACAAUAAUAGCUAUGGAAAUGAUCGAUAGGUUUAACGAGGAGGAACAAUUGUUCGAUUGGGAAAUGUCGCAAUAUCCGUUAAGGAAACAGAUUGCCGAUAAAUUAUCACCCUACAAAAAAUUGUACGACGUUGGAUGUGAAUUUCUAACGAAUCACGACACUUGGAUGAAUUCCAUGAUCGGUUUGCACGAUCCGGAAAAAAUAGAAUCGGAAACUGGAACCGCGUAUCGUACCGCGUAUAAAUUAGAAAAGAUUAUUCUCGAGCCUAUAGCUAAAAAAUUGGCGGAAAUUGUGGUUAAAAGGAUAGAAGACUUUAAAGAACACAUACCGAUUAUAACGACGUUAGGAAAUCCGUUUAUGAAGAGUCGUCAUUGGGAACAGGUUUCGGAAAUUGUUGGAUUCCCGAUAAAAGUUGAUAAAAAUAUGACAUUGGCCAAGAUUUUGGAUUAUGGUUUAGCCGAUUACGUGAAAAAAUUCGAAACAAUUUCGGAAUAUGCUACGAAGGAAGGAAAUUUGGAGAAAGCUUUGAACAAAAUGUAUUUGGAUUGGUCAGACGUAGCGUUUACAGUUAAUUCUUAUCGCGAUACUGGUACUUACGUUAUAGCUAGUGUCGAUGAUAUACAAUUAUUGUUGGACGAUCAUUUGACCAAAGCACAGACUAUGAAAAAUUCUCUUUACAUCAAACCCUUUGAACAAGAAACCCUCGAAUGGGAAACAAAAUUACUUUUGUUGCAAGAUAUCAUGGAUUAUUGGUUAGCCGUGCAAUCAACUUGGAUGUAUCUCGAACCAAUAUUUUCUUCGCCAGAUAUUCAACAACAAAUGCCGGAAGAAGGUAGACGAUUCAGUGCUGUCGAUAAGAUUUGGCGAGAGAUCAUGACAGCGGUUGUGAUCGAUCCAAAAGUUAUGUCGGUUAUACAAAUCGAAAAGAUGUUGGAACGUUUAAAGAAAUGUACGAAUUUACUCGAUCUCGUGCAAAAAGGUUUGGUAGCUUAUUUGGAGAAAAAGAGAUUAUACUUUGCUAGAUUUUUCUUUUUAUCGAACGACGAGUUAUUAGAGAUUUUAUCGGAAACCAAAGAUCCUACCAGAGUUCAACCGCAUUUAAAGAAAUGUUUCGAGGGUAUUGCGAAACUUAGUUUCACGGAUAAAAUGGAAGCAACUGCGAUGGAAUCUUCGGAAGGUGAAAUGGUCGUGUUAGAAGAUAUAAUCGACACCGUUGCUGCACGGGGACAAGUAGAAAAGUGGCUUUUACAAUUGGAGACUGUUAUGAAGAAGAGCGUUAGGGCACAAGUCAUAGGGGCAAAAAAUGCAUUUGUAACUAAAGUUAGAUCACUAUGGACAUUAGAUUGGCCUGGUCAGACAAUUUUAUGUGUCAGCAAACUUUAUUGGACGGCUCAUACGACCGAUGCAUUUUCUUUUGGCCUUGACGGUCUUAAAAAUUACAUACAAAUUUGUACGAAUGAACUUAAUGAAAUUGUCUUGUUGGUACGCGGAACUUUGUCCAAACAAAAUCGAACUACCUUGGAAGCUUUGGUAACUUUAGACGUUCACGGAAGGGACGUUGUAACGGAAUUAUUUGAACAAGGAGUUACCGAAGCAACAAACUUUAAAUGGCUUUCUCAAAUGAGAUAUUAUUGGACAAAAAAAAAUUUGUGCGUGAUGAUGAUAAACACGACAUUGCAAUACGCUUACGAGUAUUUAGGAAAUUCGUCGAGAUUAGUGAUAACACCAUUGACAGAUAGGUGUUACAGAACAUUAUUCGGUGCAUUGCAUUUAAAUCUUGGUGGUGCACCGGAAGGUCCUGCUGGUACUGGUAAAACAGAAACCACGAAGGACAUGGCAAAAGCUGUUGCCAAACAAUGCGUUGUAUUUAAUUGUUCAGAAGGUUUGGAUUACAUAGCAUUAGGAAAAUUUUUCAAGGGUUUGGCUGCGACCGGUGCUUGGUCUUGCUUCGACGAAUUUAAUCGAAUCGAUUUGGAAGUUCUCUCCGUCGUAGCUCAACAAAUUUUAACGAUACAACGAGCAAUAAACGCUGCCAAAGAGACGCUAAUCUUCGAGGGUACUGAAUUGAAAUUAGAUCCAACUUGUGCUUGUUUCAUUACAAUGAAUCCAGGUUACGCUGGGCGAACUGAAUUACCUGACAAUUUGAAAGCGCUUUUCAGACCGGUUGCUAUGAUGGUACCGGAUUAUGCUUUAAUAGCAGAAAAUACCCUAUACUCUUAUGGUUUCUAUGAAGCUCGUCCAUUAUCCGUGAAAAUUGCCAUAGCCUACAGGCUUUGUUCCGAACAGUUAUCCAGUCAAAAUCAUUAUGAUUAUGGCAUGAGAGCCGUGAAAUCUGUUCUGAUAGCUGCGGGCAAUUUAAAGCUGAAGUAUCCUGAAGAAAGCGAGGAUAUUUUAAUGCUCCGUAGUAUCAAGGACGUUAAUCUACCCAAAUUUCUUAAUCAGGAUAUACCAUUAUUCUACGGUAUUAUGUCAGAUCUUUUCCCAAACGUGACACUUCCUACGCCAGAUUACACGCACUUGAACGAAUGUACGCAAAAGGCUUGCGAUAAAAUGAAUAUUCAAUGCGUUCCCGUAUUUCUCGAAAAGAUACAACAGAUUUAUGAAAUGAUGAUCGUCAGGCAUGGUUUCAUGAUCGUUGGUUUUCCAUUUGGUGGUAAAACUACGGCGUAUAGGGUAUUAGCUGAAGCACUUAAAUUAUGCGAAGAACAGAAUCUUUUGGAAGAACACAAAGUAGAGAUAAUCGUGAUUAAUCCCAAAGCUAUAACUAUGGGCCAAUUGUAUGGCGAAUUUGAUCCUGUUUCUCACGAAUGGAAGGAUGGUAUAUUAGCAGUAAGCUAUCGUGCUUUUGCUACUUCUACCAACGACAAUCGCAAAUGGUUGAUCUUCGACGGACCCAUCGACGCAUUUUGGAUCGAAAGUAUGAACACGGUUUUGGAUGAUAAUAAAAAAUUAUGUCUUAUGAGCGGUGAAAUUAUCCAAUUGGCAUCAACUACCAAUUUACUUUUUGAACCGAUGGAUCUCGAAGCUGCUUCCCCGGCAACAGUAUCACGUUGCGGUAUGAUUUAUAUGGAACCCAGUGCGUUAGGAUGGAAUCCAUUAUUAAAAUCAUGGAUUGCUAUGACUCCUGAAAAAAUAGAUCCUUGGUUAAAGAAUUUCCUUUACAAAUCAUUGUUCAUGAGAUUUUGUAAACCAUUGUUCCGUUUCUUACGUCGCGGUAAUUUAAAGGAAUUGUGUCCGAUGCCAGAUUCGAAUCAUUUGCGAUCGAUUACGUAUCUGAUGGAUUGUUUCAUCGAAGAAUAUCGGGAUGAGAAAAUAGCCAAACGUAUCGAUGAAUACGAUCUUCGUGCUCAAAUAGAGGGAUCAUUUUUCUUCUCUUGUAUCUGGGCAAUGGGUGGUACUUUGGAAGCAAGUUCCAGAGAACAAUUCAGUAUACUAUUCCGUGGCUUUAUGGAAAAAGAAUUUCCAUUAUCUCUGAUGGAAAUGUAUCGUAUAGAAGAAGCGAUACCACAACCAGAAAAACCAUACAUAUUCGUGAUGCCUAAGGAUCAUCUUGUCUUUGAUUACAGAUUCAUUAAAGAGGGUAAAGGGAAAUGGAAAUUAUGGUCGGACGAAUUAAUGAACGUACCACCAAUACCUCGUGACAUUCCAGUCAAUCAAAUAAUUGUUCCAACUGUUGAAACAAUACGUUAUACGGCACUUUUCAAGCUUUUGGUACAACACGAGAAACCUGUUCUUUUUGUCGGACCAACGGGUACGGGGAAAUCCGUUUACAUUAUUGAUUUCUUAUUAAAGAAGAAUAAUCCUGCCGUUAACAAGCCAUUAUUCAUCAAUUUUUCUGCCCAAACAACGGCAAAUCAAACACAAGAAAUAAUAAUGAGCAAGCUUGACAGAAGACGGAAAGGUGUAUACGGUCCUCCGGUUGGUAAACGAUGGAUUAUUUUUGUCGAUGACUUAUCGAUGCCGUUGAAAGAAACUUAUGGCGCACAACCACCGAUAGAAUUGCUUCGUCAAAUGUUGGAUCAUUGGCAAUGGUACGAUUUAAAAGAAAUAAUACCAAUUAAAUUAAUCGAAUUACAAUUGAUGUGUGCUAUGUCACCGCCUAUUGGUGGUGGUAAGGAUAUCACUCCACGAUUCAAAAGACACUUUUUUACCUUAACGAUAUCCGAUUUCGAGGAUGACGUUAUGAUUAUGAUAUUCAGUAAAAUUAUAUUAUGGCAUCUUGAUACAAGAGGUUUCAGCAAAGAAUUUGAUCCGUGUAUCGAUCAGAUUGUUUUAGCAACUUUAAAUAUUUAUAAAGAAAGUCUUCAAAAUCUUUUACCAACACCAGCUAAGUGUCAUUAUUUGUUCAAUUUACGAGAUUUUUCCAGAGUCAUACAGGGAAUACUCCUGUCCGUUCCCGAAGCAAUGUCUACUUUGACAAGUAUGAAAAGAUUAUGGGUUCAUGAGAUAUUACGCGUUUUUGGUGAUAGAUUGGUCGAUGAUUUGGAUAUGAAUUGGUUAAUCGAACAAUUGCAUUUGACAUUGAACAAACAUAUGGAAAUCUCGAUGGAAGAAUUGUUCGAAGAUUUUCUUCAAGAUGGUUCAACUGACAAGAUCACCGAAUACGAAUUGAGAAAAUUAUUGUAUUGCGAUUUUGCUGAUACAAAAGUUGACGUACGUGUGUACAAGGAAGUAACUGAUUUGGAACAAUUGCGAGAAAUAGUGGAAAAUUUUUUAACGGAAUAUAAUACUAUGUCGAAGAAACCAAUGCAAUUAGUCUUGUUCCGUUUUGCCAUAGAACAUUUAUCAAAAAUCUCACGGAUCAUCAAGCAACCAAGGAGUCAUGCACUUUUAGUUGGUGUCGGUGGUUCAGGAAGAGAAUCGUUGACCAGAUUGGCCUCGCACAUUUGCGAUUACGACGUUUUUCAAGUUGAGAUUAGCAAGCAAUAUGGCGUUAACGAAUGGCAUGAGGAUAUAAAAGCGAUCAUGCGUAAAGCAACUGCCACAGAAUUACAUUCAACGUUUCUUUUCAACGAUGUUCAAAUAAAAGAGGAAAGCUUUUUAGAAGAUAUCAGCAAUAUGCUGAAUUCUGGAGAAGUACCUAACAUAUUCAAUAACGAAGAAAAAGCUGAAAUUUGCGAGAAAAUGAGACAAAUCGAUCGACAACGGGACCGAGCUUAUCAAACCGAUGGUAGUUUGGUUGCGUUAUUUAAUUUGUUCGUUCAAAUAGCACGCGAUCAGCUUCACAUCGUUGUCGCCAUGUCACCGAUCGGUGAUGGUUUUAGAAAUCGAAUUAGGAAGUUUCCAGCUUUGGUUAAUUGCUGUACCAUCGACUGGCUUCAAGCAUGGCCAGAGGACGCGUUGAUAGCAGUUGCAACGAGAUUUUUAUCCGAAAUCGAAUUAUCCGAUCACGAGAAACAAGUUGGAAUAGACAUGUGUCGUUUCUUUCACAUGUCAACAGAAAAAUUGAGCGUUGAAUUUUGGAUACGUCUCAGCAGGCACAACUAUGUAACACCGACGUCUUAUCUCGAGAUGAUCAAUACCUUCAAGGACCUUUUAAACAAGAAAAGACGAGAAAUAUUACUCUCCAAAGCAAGAUACGAGGGUGGUUUGGGUAGAUUAGACGGUACGCAACAACAGGUCACCGAUAUGCAAGAAACUUUAAGAAAAUUGCAGCCUCAAUUGGUAACUGCUACUCAGGACGUUCAAAAAAUGUUGAUUGACAUUGAAAAAGAAAAUCAAGAGGUGGCAGAAUUUGAGAAAAUAGUUAAACUCGACGAAGCAGCGGCCCAGGCCGUCGCUGACGAAGCAGCAGCAAUUAAAGCGGAAUGCGACGCGAAUUUAGCAGAAGCAAUGCCAUUUUUGUUAACUGCUCAGGCAGCUCUCGAUACUUUAACUUUAUCUGAUAUCGCAGUAGUCAAAGCUAUGAAACAUCCGCCCUAUGGUGUUAAACUUAUCGUCGAAAGUGUUUGCGUUCUUAGGGAAAUAAAACCAGAUAGAAUACAAACGAAGGAAGGUGUAACGGAAGAUUAUUGGAAGGCUGCUUUAAGAAUGCUCAGCGAUACUAAAUUUCUUGAUUCGUUGUUGAACUUUGACAAAGAUAAUAUCCCCCAGAAAGUGAUAGAAAAUAUUAGGAAAAAUUAUUUGACAAAACCCGAAUUUGAUCCGGAAAAAAUGAAAAAAGUAUCCAAUGCGUGCGAGGGACUUUGUCGAUGGAUUAUAGCUAUGUCGGAAUACGACAAAAUAGCAAAAGUGGUUGCACCGAAAAAAAAAGCUUUGGCAGAAGCUGAAGCAACUUAUGGAGAAGCAUUAGAUGCAUUGAAUUUAAAACGGCAACAAUUGAAAGAAGUUCAAGACAAAUUGGCUGCUCUCGAAGAUUUGUUGAAUCAAAGAAAGGCAGAAUUUCAGGCAAUGUCCGAUCAGGUCACCGAUUGCGAAGUAAAAAUAAAACGUGCGGAAGAACUUAUUGGCGGAUUGGGUGGAGAAUACACUCGUUGGUCGCAAUGUGCUCAAGAACUCGGGGAAAGAUAUUAUCGACUAACCGGAGACGUUAUUAUUGCUUCUGGAGUGAUCGCAUAUCUCGGCCCAUUUACAAUGCCAUAUCGUGUACGUCAGGUCGCAGAAUGGAUAGAACUAUGCACUAGUUUGAAAGUUGUAUGCACUAAAGAUUUUCAAUUGCGAGAUGUUCUAGGUGAUCCUGUUUUAAUUAGAGAUUGGAAUAUAUUUGGAUUACCGAGUGACGUGUUUUCCGUUGACAAUGGUAUCAUUGUUACAAAUGCUAGAAGAUGGCCAUUGAUGAUAGAUCCUCAGAAUCAAGCUAAUAAAUGGAUCAAAAAUAUGGAAAAAACUAAUAAUCUCAGUAUCAUUCGAUUAACACAAAUGGAUUACAUAAGAGUUUUAGAAAAUGCUAUUCAAUUUGGGCAGCCUGUUUUAUUAGAAAACAUUGAGGAAGAAUUGGACGCUGUUUUAGAACCUAUCCUUUUAAAACAAACGUUCAAACAAAGUGGUGCUUUGUGUAUUAGAUUAGGCGAUACCGUUGUUGAAUAUAAUAGUAAUUUUAGACUCUACAUAACAACAAAAUUAAGAAAUCCUCAUUACUUACCGGAAAUAGCGGUGAAGGUUACUUUGGUAAACUUUGUAAUUACUCCGGAAGGAUUGGAGGAUCAAUUACUUGGCAUAGUUGUUGCUAAAGAAAGGCCGGAUUUGGAAACUGAAAAGAAUGCACUCAUUUUACAGAGUGCCAUGAAUAAAAGAUUAUUGAAGGAAACGGAGGAUAAAAUUUUAGAAGUAUUGUCAGUAGCCGAAGGUAAUAUUCUUGAAGAUGAAGAGGCAAUCGAUAUAUUAACGUCAUCUAAAAAUUUGAGCGACGAUAUUCACGUGAAACAGGCGGCAACCGAGGUUACUGAAAAGUCGAUCGAUGCUGCUAGACUUCAAUAUACACCAAUUGCUAUUCAUUCUACCGUAUUAUUUUUCACUAUAGCUAUAUUAGCAAAUAUAGAUCCGAUGUAUCAAUAUUCAUUAGUAUGGUUCGUUAAUCUUUAUAACAUGGCAAUUGAAAAUACAGAUCCUGCGGAUAAUUUGGAAGAACGUUUGAAAGAUCUCAUCGAGUAUUUCACUUAUUCGCUUUAUUUAAAUAUAUGCAGAUCCCUGUUCGAAAAGGAUAAACUAUUGUUUUCAUUGCUUCUCGUUAUUAAUUUGUUGAAACAACAAGAAAAACUUCCCAUAUCUCAAUGGAUUUUUCUUUUAACGGGUGGAGUUGGUCUUGAUAAUCCUUACGUUAAUCCAACCGCAUGGUUGCCUGUUAAACAAUGGGACGAAUUAUGUAGGCUUGACAAAGUCGAGGGAUUUAUUGGUAUUAGAGAAAAUUUUAUCGAGAAAAGUAAAGAAUGGAAGGCAGUGUUCGAUUCGAAGGAACCGCAAAAUACGAAACUACCAGUUCCAUAUGACGAUAUCAAUUUGUUUCAAAGACUCCUGGUAUUGAGAUGCGUUAGACCGGAUAAAAUCAUACCAGCUGUACAGAAUUUCAUCGAAGUUGAACUUGGUCCAAAAUUUGUCGAGGCACCUACGUUCGAUUUAGUUUCAUCAUAUGCCGAUUCGAAUAAUUGCAUUCCAUUGAUAUUUGUGUUAACUCCUGGAGCCGAUCCAGCUCAAGUGUUGCUAAAAUUUGCCGACGAUCAAGGCUACGGAGCAAAUCGAUUAUUUUAUUUGUCUUUGGGACAAGGUCAAGGACCAAUCGCUGAGGAAUUAAUAGAAGACGGUGUUGUUUAUGGUCAUUGGGUGGUCUUACAGAACUGUCACCUCGCCAAGAGCUGGAUGCCAACCUUGGAAAGGAUUUGCGAAGGUUUCAUGCCUGAUGCAAUACAUUCGGAAUUUCGAUUAUGGUUAACCAGUUAUCCAGCAGAACAUUUUCCCGUUUCGGUUCUUCAAAACGGUAUUAAAAUGACGAACGAACCUCCCAAAGGGUUGAGAGCUAACAUCAUUCGAUCCUACACGAAUGAUCCGAUAAAUGAUCCUGACUUUUUUGAAUCCUGUAGUAAAAAUGAAACUUUUAAAAAAUUACUCUACUCGUUAUGCUUCUUUCACGCAAUCGUACAAGAAAGAAGAAAUUUCGGUCCUAUCGGUUGGAACAUACCUUAUGAAUUUAAUGAAACGGAUUUGAGAAUAAGCGUUUUACAGUUGCACAUGUUUUUAAACGAGUACGAAGAAAUACCAUUUGAAGCACUCAAGUAUCUUACCGGAGAAUGUAAUUAUGGCGGUAGGGUUACCGACGAAUGGGAUCGUAGAACAUUGAUUACCAUUUUAAAAAUAUUCUAUUGCGAAGAAAUAUUCGGAGAAAACGUUUAUUACUUCGACCCCGCUUCGAAGAUUUAUUAUUGUCCAGCAGUUAGAGAAUACGAGGCCUAUGUGGAAUACACAAAAAAUCUUCCAUUGAUCACCGCCCCAAGUGUUUUUGGAAUGAACGAAAAUGCGGAUAUUAUUAAAGAUCAGCACGAAACUUCGUUGCUUUUCUCUUCUCUUUUAUUAACUCAGGAUCGUCUGGAUCUAUGGGAAAUAAGGGAGACGGUUAAAACUGGAACUGGGGCGAUGUCGAACGACGAGAUAGUCUUUAACGUGUCUGCUGAUAUUUUGAGUAGACUUCCAGUGGAUUAUGAUCUUCAAGUAGCGAUCGAAAAAUAUCCAGUGUCCUAUAGUCAAAGCAUGAACACCGUAUUGGUACAGGAAAUGGGUCGUUUCAAUAAAUUAUUGAGCUGCAUACGAAGCAGCUUGAUCAAUAUUCAAAGAGCCAUAAAAGGUCUCAUCGUUAUGUCUUUCGAACUGGAAGAUAUUUAUGGAACAAUAUUGACCGGUAAAAUACCGUCCUAUUGGAUGCAACAUUCCUAUCCUUCUCUAAAACCUCUCGGUAGUUACAUAAAUGACUUUUUACAACGUUUAAUUUUUCUACAGAAAUGGUACGACGAAGGUCCCCCUACGGCUUUCUGGUUAUCAGGAUUUUAUUUUACUCAAGCAUUUUUAACCGGCAGCAGGCAGAACUAUGCGAGAAAAUAUAGUAUACCUAUCGAUCAUUUGGUUUAUGACUUCAUUAUUCUCAAAGAAACUGUUUUUAAUACACCACCCGACGAUGGUGUUUAUAUUUACGGAUUAUUUUUGGAUGGCGCUAGAUUUGAUAAAAAAAAUAUGAAAUUGGAGGAAAGCAUACCCAAAGUUCUUUACGACAAUAUGCCUUUUAUGUGGUUACUACCAACGAAAACAGAGGAUAUCAAGGAAAGACAAAUUUAUACAUGUCCUGUUUAUAAAACAAGCGAACGUCGGGGAAUAUUAUCGACUACAGGACAUUCGACAAAUUUUGUUAUAGCUAUAUGGUUACCUACAAUAAUGCCAUCGGAACAUUGGAUUAUGCGAGGAGUUGCAAUGCUUUGUCAAUUAUCAGAAUAAAAACAUUUUAUUAUCAA
Molecule: messenger RNA, 10381 nt
Organism: Polistes canadensis
Lineage: Eukaryota; Metazoa; Arthropoda; Insecta; Hymenoptera; Vespidae
Product: dynein heavy chain 7, axonemal-like
Exons: 45
Coding region: 15-10364 (3449 amino acids)
Biological process (GO): microtubule-based movement
Cellular component (GO): dynein complex
Molecular function (GO): dynein light intermediate chain binding; ATP hydrolysis activity; ATP binding
Source: RefSeq, a predicted model, not a curated record